This is a messenger RNA of Plasmodium berghei ANKA, 687 nucleotides long. Its product is annotated as Plasmodium exported protein, unknown function. The record is from RefSeq and is a predicted model, not a curated record. The coding region runs from base 1 to 687 and encodes 228 amino acids. Lineage: Eukaryota; Apicomplexa; Aconoidasida; Haemosporida; Plasmodiidae. The transcript has 2 exons.
AUGGAAGUUCACAAAUUUAUGUUAAGCAUUAUUUCUUUACUUUUUGUAUAUUGGAAAACAUCUCACUAUUAUCGUUUUAAAUGCAUUGGACAAUGUUUUGAUGAAAAUGAUUUUUAUAAAUUAAAAAAUGGGAAACGAUUUGCAAGAAUUUUGCAAGUUGAGGAUAUAAAUAUAUUUGAAAUAUAUGAAAAUGCACAACAUCAAGAAGGGACUCACCAGGAAAUCAUGGAACCGCCAAGCCUUAAUAAUAAUUUUAUAAAUUCCAAUGUAUCUUCUGAUAUAAAUGAAGAUGCUGAAAUGGUGGAAUAUAUUACAUUCAUAAUUGACACAUUUAAUAAAGUUUUUUUAACUAUGUUUGAAUUGUAUCAUUUGUACACAAAUGAAAAUAAUAUUACAGAUAAUCAAUGGAAGUAUAUGAUGUGGAAUGAUAUAUGGUACAAAUAUCUAGAAAUUUUAAUUUCUAGGAUCAAUGAAAAUACUCAAAGUCCAUCUUAUUCAAUGGAGAAUAUUCAACCCAUUAUACAUAGAUAUAUGUUCAAGUCUAUUGAAGAUUUUUCAGUGUUUUUAGAAAUCAUUCAGAAUGAGUGGGAAUUAAAACUUCGAAGAGAAGAACGAGCUGCAGAGAUAAGAGAACCAGAAACUGAGGUUUCCGAAUCUGAGAGUAAUAUUGCGGAAAUAAACGAAUAG